This is a messenger RNA of Opisthocomus hoazin, 1064 nucleotides long. The record is from RefSeq and is a predicted model, not a curated record. NCBI's taxonomy places the organism in Eukaryota, Metazoa, Chordata, Aves, Opisthocomiformes, Opisthocomidae.
AUGGUGAAGCUGGGGAGUAAUUUGAACGACAAGACCAGCAAACAGCCAUCCAGCGAAGAUGGUUUUCAGACAGUUCCUUUGAUCACGCCUUUGGAAGUAAAUCACCUGCAGUUCCCAGCUCCGGAAAAGGUAAUUGUGAAAACAAGAACAGAAUAUCAGCCUGACCAGAAGAACAAAGGAAAACUCAGAGUGCCCAAAAUUGCUGAAUUCACAGUCACUAUUCUCAUAAGUCUGGCUCUUGCAUUCCUUGCCUGCAUAGUGUUUCUUGUGGUAUACAAAGCCUUUACUUAUGACCACAGUUGCCCAGAUGGAUUUGUUUAUAAGCACAAGCGGUGCAUCCCAGCCUCGCUGGAUGCGUACUACUCUGCACAGGAUUCCAACUCCCGGGGCAGGUUCUACACCGUCAUCAGCCACUACAGCAUGGCCAAGCAGACCAGCUCCCGGGCCGUAUCUCCCUGGCUGUCUUCAGGAUCGGUAAACCAUGAAGCCAAGGCUGCCAAGACAGAAGGUCAUUAAAUUUAACAAGUGGUGAUGGGCAAAGUGGGAGGGUGGGGGGAAAACACCGUGUCUAUACUGCGUUGCUCUAGCUGAGGGUGCUGUGCUAACAGCACAACAGGAAUAAAUAAAACCCAAGUGCAGGAGUCAUCUUAAUGGAUAUUUCUUUUCGUGCAUUGUUCUUGUUGAUUUGUAACCGAGUCGAGCUCUUGUACAAAGGCAUGUUUGAUGUUGACUGUACCUUACGAUGUAAAAAUAUUUUUAAAUCAUUGCUUAACUAUUUGUUAGAAAAAGAAAUUAAAAAACAAAAAAAGCAAAUUAGAUAAACAGCCAGAGAGGAUAAAAGCAGCACAGAGAAUCCUGCAAAGUUUUAUCAUUGCUGGAAAGCUGUGACAGAGGAUUAACGUGCAGUGAAGCAACAGCUGAAAUGCUUUCAAGAGAGGGGUAGAAAGAACCCAAUACAAAGACAUUGUGGUGGUGUUUAGCUUGCCAAAGGGAGGAUAUUUUGCUGUCAAAUUGGAUCUAGCCUCAGUGUUUGUUUGCUGAUAGAGAAAUACAAGCAUCCCCUC